ACCCUUCACAAUACCCCUUCUACUCUUUCUCUUUCUUGGUUGAUAGAUUGGUGUGAAGAGAGUCAUGGGAAGACCAUUCUUGAUCAAUCUGGAAGGAAACUUCUAUAGCUGCAAACACUGUCAAACACAUCUUGCUCUUGAUGACGACAUUAUCUCCAAGUCUUUCCAUUGCAGGCAUGGAAAAGCUUAUCUUUUUGAUAAAGUUGUGAAUGUGACAAUUGGAGAGAAAGAAGAACGGAUGAUGAUAACCGGAUUGCACACUGUUGUUGACUUAUUCUGUGUUGUAUGUGGGUCCAUUGUUGGAUGGAAAUAUGAAGCUGCUUACGAGAAGAGUCAGAAGUACAAAGAAGGAAAGUUCAUCCUUGAAAGGUAUAAGGUUUUGGGAUCUGAUGGAAGCAUCUACAUGGAAGCUCAAGAAGUUCAUCAUGCAUCAAGUGAUGCAGAUGAUAUUUGAAAAUUUGCUCAUUCCAUGUUUAAAUUGUACAUUCUUCCUCAGCUUAGAACCACUAUAUUUGCAAUGCACAUCUCAGUGCUUGUGAAAGUUGAGUUCUAUUUGAUAGUUAGGUUAACGAAUCAAUGGCUUCAAGCAUAUUUUUUCUUGGAGGACACGUUUCAUAAAAGAGUAAUUUGGUUUUUUU
Vigna unguiculata (cowpea) is the source of this 638-nucleotide messenger RNA. Its product is annotated as protein yippee-like. NCBI's taxonomy places the organism in Eukaryota, Viridiplantae, Streptophyta, Magnoliopsida, Fabales, Fabaceae. The record is from RefSeq and is a predicted model, not a curated record.